GGUGGGGAUUGGGAUUGGGAUGGUUGGGUUCUUCUUCGACUUCGAAUCCCGGUCCGAGUACCCGUAUUGGUGCGGCUCGCGGAGGGGAAGAGGGGGAAAGAGCAAGGGGUUCCACCGGCGAGAUACCCGGUCGUCCGGAUAUGGUCGACGGGACCGGCUCGGGAUUGUUCAGGCGGGAUAGAGGAGGGAAAGGCAAGGGCAAGCGACGUGAAUGGCAAGGAGAUCGAGAUCGAGAUCGGGAAGUUCAGGGACGAGAGACCGCGAUGGUAACAGUGGGCGGGCUCAAGGGGUCGUUUUAUCCGGAGAGUUGGGGGUGGAAGCGGUGGAGUACGAAGAGGUGGAUUUGGGCGAUCGUUUUCGUCAUGGUCCUGGCGAGUGGGAUUGCAGGCGGACUGGUAGGCGGUCUGACGCUAGGAAGGCAAAACGAGAAGGCGAGCAAGAUCUAUAGCGCAGGAGGGAGUCGGAUCGUCGUCCCCUUCGACUCGCAAGGAUACCUAACGUUCGAUCCCAUGAAAAACGGGCCUCCACCCGAAGACGGUCAAUCGGAACGAUGCAACCUCUUUUCCCCGCUCUCUUCAAGCAACAUCCUCCGUUCGGUCGCUUUCGCACCCUAUGGGCAGACGAUCACGUACACGACGUUUUAUCUGGACAAGAACGCCUCUUCGGUCUUUGUGAGGUCCAAGGGGGAUUCGAGCUCGGGGUCGGUCCAGGUGAUGGGCGUGGACGAUUACCCGGUACUGCAAGCGGGUGAGAUCCCGCAGGACAAGGUCAGGAUCGAUGUGGUCAAGCGGACGGGAGCGAACGCGACGGAGAGCUUGGUCUGUCAGAUGACCGAUCAGACGGGCAGGCAGGGGGUUGGAGUUUACACUCAAUCUCUAUCGACCGACUCGCCCGAUGAAGUCGUCGCCGGUGACCCCAACCUCUCCUUUUUCAUCCUCGUCCGCUACCCACCUCCAGCUUCCAUGCCGCUCCGAGACGACGGCGAGGUCAACUCGACAGCGGUCUUUGACCAGCUGGACCGCAAGUUGAACUCGUUGGAGAUCAUCACCGAUCAGAUGGGGAUGAGGAUGGGGAAUAUGAAGGGGUUGGCUAGUUUCGCGAGUUUGGAGGUUUCGAUCGGGAGGGGGUUGAUCGGCGCCGAUUACGUCGCGGCGGACGAAAUGACCCUUCAGACGCGGACGAGCAGUCUCUGGGGGACUUUUAACGUUUCCGAAAGCCUGAUCAUGAACUCGACAAACGGUGGUCUCCUGGCAGAUGUUAUCCUACACAACCCCGGCUACCUAGACUCGGUUGUUACCCGGGAUGGGUCCAACUAUUUCCCUCGAGCCGGCAACACCCGCUCCGCCCUCGACCUCCGUGCCUUUUCCGACAGCCCACCGACAGCCAAGAUGGUCGUCAGCCGUGCCGUCUCUGAUUACGGUUCGACCCCCCUGAAUAUGGACCCGGACGACAUACCCAUCCGGAACAUUAAAGUCAGGGCGCAGACGACGAACGGGCCGUUGGUCUUGAAGUAUCUGGCUCAGCCGCCGGGGGUCGUCUUGGAUAGUGGGGCUUAUACAUCGAACGGGGAAGCUUCGACGAGGAUGCAUCCGGCGUUCCAGGGAGGAUUCUUGCUCCGCUCGGUUAACGGUGACCUUCGGAUCCCCGAGUCCAACGAUCUCGAACCUUCUGAUAACGGGAUGCUCAACUUCCAAGAUCCAUGGGACGACGAUCGGAAACGGAUCGUUGUUUUCGAUCAGGGUAACAACACGGCCUUUGGGGAGAACUUGACGUCGACGGUGGACGAUUCGUUGUCUCCAUGGGGUUUUACGCGAGGUGACUCGGUCUACAACAAGGACGCGGGAUCGUUCCAGGUCGCCGGGGUGACCAUGUGGUUGACGACAGAGGAAGUGGCAGAGACGGUGAAUAUCAGUAGCAAGGCCAUGGCGGUGGCCAAGGAGUGUGCAAACCAGACGUGCGUCGGAUACGCAGCGAUGAGGAACAGCAAGAGCGUGACGCAGACGAGUUGGGGAGGGGGCGAGUUGACGUUUUCUUAGAUCAGUGGCAAGUCGAUAAAAGCAGUGUUAGGGUCAGUCGCAAAUACUACUGUGUGUAUCCGAGUGUUUCUCAUUUGUAUAUGGUAUAUGGAAUCGAGUCUGAUCCUCUGU
This is a messenger RNA of Filobasidium floriforme, 2147 nucleotides long. RefSeq lists its product as uncharacterized. The record is from RefSeq and is a predicted model, not a curated record. The transcript is spliced from 9 exons. NCBI's taxonomy places the organism in Eukaryota, Fungi, Basidiomycota, Tremellomycetes, Filobasidiales, Filobasidiaceae. The coding region runs from base 141 to 2036 and encodes 631 amino acids.